AUGGCAACAUACGCUCUAUCGCCGUCUCACCGAGACCAACUCGAGAAAUCUCUGGCAGAGUCCGAUCCAGAGAUUGCUGAGAUUAUGAAAAAGGAGAUUCAACGCCAACGAGAGUCAGUCGUUCUGAUCGCUUCUGAAAACUUUACCUCCCGUUCUGUGUUCGAUGCUCUGGGAUCGCCCAUGUCAAAUAAAUAUUCCGAGGGUUACCCCGGCGCCAGAUAUUAUGGCGGAAACCAACACAUCGACUCCAUUGAGCUUACCUGCCAGUCGAGGGCUCUCAAGGCGUUCAGCCUGGACCCAGCCAAGUGGGGUGUCAACGUACAGGCCUUGAGUGGAAGCCCUGCCAACCUGGAAGUUUAUCAGGCCUUGAUGAGACCACACGACAGACUGAUGGGUUUGGAUCUUCCUCACGGAGGACAUCUGAGCCAUGGAUAUCAGACCCCACAGAAAAAGAUUUCCGCUAUUUCGACAUAUUUUGAAACUUUCCCAUAUCAAGUCGACCUCGAGACUGGCAUCAUCGAUUAUGACACCCUCGCCAAAAACGCCAAGCUUUACCGACCAAAAUGUCUAGUUGCAGGCACUUCCGCAUACUGCCGUUUAAUUGAUUACAAGAGGAUGCGUGAGAUCGCUGACUCCGUCGGCGCUUACCUGAUUGUCGACAUGGCUCAUAUUGCCGGCCUCAUUGCUGCUGGUGUCAUCCCAUCUCCGUUCGAGUAUGCUGACGUGGUCACCACUACAACCCACAAGUCCCUCCGUGGCCCCAGAGGAGCCAUGAUCUUCUUCCGCAAGGGUGUUAGAAGUGUCGACCCCAAGACUGGAAAGGAAACCAUGUACGACCUCGAAGGUCCCAUUAACUUCUCCGUCUUCCCUGGCCACCAGGGUGGGCCCCAUAACCACACAAUCACCGCAAUGGCUGUUGCGUUGAAGCAAGUCGAUACCCCAGAGUUCAAGCAAUAUCAACAACAAGUGCUGAAGAAUGCUAAAGCCCUCGAGGAAGAAUUCAAGAGACUGGGCUACAAACUCGUCUCUGACGGAACAGAUAGUCACAUGGUCCUUCUGGAUCUGAGGCCAAAGGCCCUUGACGGUGCCCGGGUCGAGGCCGUCCUGGAACAGAUCAACAUUGCCUGCAACAAGAACUCCAUCCCUGGUGAUAAAUCCGCAUUAUCACCCUGCGGCAUUCGAAUUGGUGCCCCAGCCAUGACCAGCCGUGGCAUGGGCGAGGAGGACUUCAAGCGCAUCGCCAACUAUAUCGACAAGGCUAUCGAUAUCUGCAAGAGCGUCCAAACCGGCUUGCCCAAGGAGGCUAACAAGCUUAAGGACUUCAAGGCUAAGGUGGCCAGUGAAAGCAUUCCGGAGAUUUUGGAUCUGCGCAAAGAGAUGGCCGCAUGGGCCAGCACUUUCCCUCUGCCAGUCUAA
Blastomyces dermatitidis ER-3 is the source of this 1416-nucleotide messenger RNA. RefSeq names its product serine hydroxymethyltransferase, cytosolic. Gene Ontology annotation, cellular component: cytoplasm. The transcript has 4 exons. Gene Ontology annotation, biological process: L-serine catabolic process; folic acid metabolic process; tetrahydrofolate interconversion. The coding region runs from base 1 to 1416 and encodes 471 amino acids. The record is from RefSeq and is a predicted model, not a curated record. Gene Ontology annotation, molecular function: zinc ion binding; serine binding; glycine hydroxymethyltransferase activity. Lineage: Eukaryota; Fungi; Ascomycota; Eurotiomycetes; Onygenales; Ajellomycetaceae.